AUGUACCUGUUCCUCUGAAUCCUCUCCCAUUCAGUAAACUCACCUGACUGACAAAGGACUUGCCUCCAUCACAGAAGGAGACAAACAACUCACAGGCUCACGUCACUGCCAGAGAGGAAUUACAGUCUACAGAGAGGCUUUCAAGUCAAGAACAACUCAAAGAACAAAUCAGCCGUCAACGAUGGUGUCCGCUGGGCUACAAAUCCUGGGUGCAGCCCUGGGAAUCCUGGGCUGGAUUGGUGCCAUCAUCGUGUGCGCCAUUCCCAUGUGGAAGGUCACUGCCUUCAUCGGCAGCAACAUCGUGACCUCGCAGACGUCAUGGGAAGGUAUUUGGAUGAGCUGCGUGCACCAGAGCACGGGCCAGAUGCAGUGUAAAGUCUAUGACUCCAUGCUGGCCCUCAGCCCUGACCUCCAGGCCGCCCGGGCCCUGACCAUCGUCGCCAUCGUGGUGGGCAUCAUGGCUAUCCUGCUCUCCGUAGCUGGGGGGCAAUGCACCAAUUGUGUGGAGGAUCAGGUGUCCAAGUCCAAGGUGGGCAUUGCAGCUGGAGUUAUGUUCAUCAUUGCUGGGAUCCUCUUAGCCAUCCCUGUCUGCUGGACGGCCCACACCAUCAUCCAAGACUUCUACAACCCACUGAUGGUCAGCGCCCAGAAGAGAGAGCUGGGUGCUGCACUCUACAUCGGGUGGGGGGCGGCUGCCUUGAUGCUGAUCGGAGGAGGAAUGCUCUGUUGCCACUGUCCCUCUAAGGAUGACGACUCCUACACUGCAAGGUACAAAGCAGGCAGAUCUGAGGCCUCAGCACCAGCGUCCGGGAAAGACUAUGUCUGAAACAGAUCUAGAAGUCAGUAAAUAUCUUCCACAAAGCAAUGUUUACUGGGACAGAUGCACUGGUGCUGCUGGGUUUUGAGUGUUGAUAUUUCAGGAUGUUACUUGAGCAAAAAGUAUUCCUGAGUUUUACUCCUCAUGAGAGUGUUUGGAUGAAAUCAGCAGCAAGAAGGGAACCACACCCAAAGAGGAAAUUAAAUUUUAUAUGUUAACACAGUCAUUUGUGUAUGUAUGAUUUAUGAUAUGAAUAUUAGUCAUUUGUAAGUCUUUUCUGAGUGGUAUGAAUAUUCUAUAACCUAAGUUGAAAUGCUGUAUGUGGGUUAUUUUUGUAAACCAUGUCUAUGAGAUUCAUGAUGUGUCACUUAAAUUGUAAAUAAAUAUUUUGUUUACAAAUGAGA
Molecule: messenger RNA, 1221 nt
Organism: Epinephelus lanceolatus (giant grouper)
Lineage: Eukaryota; Metazoa; Chordata; Actinopteri; Perciformes; Serranidae
Product: claudin-4
Cellular component (GO): bicellular tight junction; membrane
Molecular function (GO): structural molecule activity
Source: RefSeq, a predicted model, not a curated record